CUGGUUCCUCUCAUCUAACCCUUCUCUGCCUCCCUGACAGCGUCUAGGUUGUCCUAUUUACACCAGCAAUCGCGAUGGUGGCAUUCAAAGCCCUACAGAAGUGAGCAAAUGGCUGCCUCGGAUCUAUCUCUACUGCCAGAACGUAAAGAAUGGAGGGUACAGCAGUUGGCAGCAGUGCUAUUAUUUUCCCUUUGUUCGUUCAUUCGGUACCGGUACUACGACGCCCUUUAUUGUCGGCGCCAGCCCCUGUCCGCCUUUCCCUCCCCAUAAGAAGCCAUGACCACCAGCUCAGAGAUCGAUCCGACGCCGCGACGAAUUUGCCACUCACCUUCUCUGCCAAUAGACUGACUACUAUUGUUGCUGCUAGUGCGAGUCGAAUACGGGGUUCGACAUGCCUGGCACUCUCAAACGGACCACACGUCGGGAACUCACCCUCACCCGCUCUUUCACGACUGCGAUAAAGUCCAAGAUCACAGGAAAUCAUGCCAAAGCAAGUUCAAAUUUGUCGAUAAUAGCUCCGCCGCUAGACAUUUCCACCAACUCCUCCCACUACAUGGAGAUCAGACCGCCGAUGCCGUCUCCAAUGCUCAAUGCUCGUCCCAUACCAAGGCGCCAAACAUCGCACCUCGCACCCAAACGCCUUCGUCACCCCAUCCAUGCCAUCCCACGGGAACUACUUCUCUACGUCUUUCACCUCGCUUCUGAUCAGGAUCCCCUCACCCUCCUCACCAUCACUCACGUCUCCUCGCCCUGGCGCCGGUUAGCCAUAUGUGCACCACUCCUCUGGCGAACCCUUUACCUCCCUGCAUGUCCGUCUAUAGAAGAUUGGACGAUCCGUGCUUUCCCCUGCAUGCUGCAGGUGCGUGUAGCUGCGACGCACCCAUCCCAGGCGGCUCUAGUUUCCCACCGGCUUGUGCCCCACAUUGCACGGGUCAAGCGCAUGGAGGUGCACAUCGAGCGGUGGGCGCCGUACAUGUGGAACGCGGUUAUGUCGUCGUUCUGCCCUCCCUUCUCGGAUUAUCAGUCGAAACACUCUGGCGAGCUGACAACAGCGCCCGUUCUCGAGUCGCUGGUCCUGAGCCACCCAACGAACGACGAUCCGAAGGAGUUUACGCCUUUCGGCGGUUCGCUACCGUCCCUUCGAUUUCUUCUACUUGACGGGAUCCGGUUCGCCCCGCUUCCAGGAUUGUUUCACAACCUCUUGUGCCUUGAUUGGGCCGUGCGACCAUUUGGUGACUCGGCCGUUGGCAUGAGCGGGGUACGGGAGGUUCUCGGUGUUCUCAGCGUGUGCGACUCUCUGCGCUCGCUGUGCAUAUCCUUCCCUCCACCUUCCGCCCACAGAAGAGUCAGCAGGAUCGGCGAUGCCACCUACGUUCCCCGGCACAGUCAGGUGUUGGAUAAUGGAGGAGGGGUCGUCGUGAUGCUUAGGUUAGAAAGCCUCAGCAUCAAGUUGCACUCGUCCAACGCGGACGUACCAAGCGAGAUUUCGACACUUCUGGGGCGACUUGUCCUCCCAAACAUACGCUAUAUCUCCCUCGUUGAUGCAAAACCAUCUGAGGUCUUCACACCACCGACGCGCCGUCCGAGGAACCUGCGACAGGUCUCAGCAACCCCCGCCUUGACGGCGUUCCAUCGCACCCUGGCUCUACUCGCCCCGACAGCCUUACGCUAUCUCCGGAUCGAAGGGCGGUGGUUCUCGCGAAAGGAGGUGGGAGACCUUGUUCGCGGUUUGCCCGGAGUCAGGCGUGUCGAAGUGUCCGGGAUGGGAUGCCAGGUGGAGAGUGCGUUCUUGCCCGGGUUCUCCGUUCGGAAGUGGGACGCCAAGGGCUUCGUCGCCGUUCGGGUCUGAGGUUCUUCGUCCCAGCUCGCCGAAUCGUAUCAUAGGGUGGCUCGAGGGUGACGAGUGCGAACAAGCGCCCGUGCUCAGUAGAGUAUUUGCUUGAGAGCGAGCGUGUCUUUCUUAGUUCUCUCUCAUACGGCAUCUGCAAUCCAUUGACCAUGCGCUAGCGACAGGUUCGCUGUUCGUCACGGACUUUGAUAUUCACGGACAGGAACAUCUUCCCUGCAUAUACUCACUACUUAUUCGCACGGGUUUGAAGCAUUGAUGCGCGGACACAGUUCUUUUGGAGCUCUGAAGUUUUCUUAGUUAUUGAUCGCUGCAGCACUUACCUACAGUUGGAAUACCCUCACGCCAAACAUAGGAUAACUAUACAUAUAUACCAUAUAAUUCUAAUUUGCUUGUAUUUUACCGAAAUAACGUCAGCUUUUG
This is a messenger RNA of Coniophora puteana RWD-64-598 SS2, 2269 nucleotides long. RefSeq lists its product as uncharacterized. The record is from RefSeq and is a predicted model, not a curated record. Gene Ontology annotation, molecular function: protein binding. Bases 392 to 1849 code for a protein of 485 amino acids. The transcript has a single exon. Lineage: Eukaryota; Fungi; Basidiomycota; Agaricomycetes; Boletales; Coniophoraceae.